GAUGCAAACUUUUAUUUUGGUGACUAUGUGUUCCGAUUCAAACAAGCGUUGAAUUGAACCGGAGUCGAGUUCAAAAACAGUGGCGUUUGCACGACAAGUGUGCCAAAGUUUCGAAAAUAUGUGAAUCGCGGAAUAUUGUGCUUGAAUGGGAUGCAGAACAAAACGAAUGAACUAAUCGCCUACGACCCUGUGUACGAGUUGAUUGGUGCAUUAUUUGAGAUGACAAUGAUGGUCACCACACCCGUUCGGCAGUUUGUUACGUGUUUGCUAUCCGGAUUUUUUGUCGUCGGUCUUUUACUGAUCAUCCCAGCACUGCUUCAGACUGCGGCGGCAUAUGUCUGGGCAGCACAAGUUCGCAAGGAGUCUAACAUCCGCAUUGGUCAGCUCAGCUCGUCGACGGAACCAAAUCAGUACUCCAUCACCGAUUGCAGUGCGCAGUGUGAGACAUCCAACAUGACCAAGGACCAAGAAAACAUGGCUCGUAAACUGCUAUCUAAACAGGACCGCACACUAUUCUUGUACCGCCUGUUGGCUUGUUGUGCUUCCCUACUGGUACUCAUUUUCUCCACCCUACCACAGCUGGUGCUGGCUGUUGCGAAACCAGCUAGUCAGAAGAAUAUCGAUCAGAUGUGGGGAUGGUGCCAUGCUUUUGUCUACGCAGAUUACUCCACCCGCUGCUUUGCCACGUAUCUAAUAGUAAUCCCGUUUGGACUGAUGUUUUGGAACUAUCUGUUCAGUGAAAUAGUCCCACGACAACGUCUCCUCACAGAUAACGUGUUUAGUGUAAUUCUGUAUUCCUCUAUCCCUAUCGCCCUGUUCUCCUUUCUCGUCCCCAUUCCAAUUGUGGCUCGUCAAUUUACCCGCAUGGUCACCGAUGAUGGUUUGCUGUGUAACGCAGCACCAGACGGUUUGGUAGCUGCAAUCUAUGCAGAUUUUGUAUUAACCCGUAUCAUUCCUGCUAUGUGCGUAAUCGGUAUUGGAGCGGGUUUUCUUCGAUGGCUCUCUCGAGGCGAUUAUGGAGUGUUUUAUGAACCAGGGAUAUUCUUUCUCUUUCUGAUACCUCAUGUGUUCUGCGAAUUGCUUAUUCAUAUAUGUCAUCGAGCUCAUCUUCUGCACAAACUAGUUGAACCUCACUUCAGCAACUUCAUGCUAAUUACCUAUUCAUGUUAUCACAUGUCGUUCAGUUCAACUUUUGUACUCGCGACUCUCAGAUCCAUAGUGUCUGAAGUUCGGGAGGAGAUGCGGAAGCGUCAACUUAUUUUCUUAGAGGAAACUCCGGAGGAAAAUUCAGUCCACCUUCAUGGGACAAAACGACGCACGAAUUUAAUCCACGGGUUGCAGAAACAGUUUUCUGUCGCGUUUCGAUGGAAACCGGAUUUUACGGAAGAGGAGACCCAAACAAUCAUCAACAGUCCCGUGGCGGUGUUGUCGGGAGAACUGAUGCACCAGCUUAGACCAACAGUUGAAACCCUUGAAUGCGACGAAUCUACCUCGGCGAAUCCAGUAGAUGAUAAUUCCCCAGACAAUGUGGCUCUGCAUUACGCAAUUCUGCAACGGUCUGUCGGCCUUAAAAGACAAGGAGGAGCGGCCCCAGAGGAUGUCUGCUGAGCUUCUGGAUCUAUACUAAUACGCUUUCUAUACUUUGCGUCAAGCGGCACACUAUGAACGGCACAGCGCUGCACGUCUUCGUGAUCCAGCGGUUACGAGUAUCUUCUUCCAUGAUAUUCCCGAUCAACCCUAUGCGCCGUGAGACCGAAAACCAGAGGCAACUUUCAUACAGGCUGCCAGUAUACGCUUUGCAACUAUUGUACAAGAGUCGUAUGUACUCAGAUGUACGCAACGGCUUUUCGGUAGUCACGAAUGUCAUAAAACGACAUCCUACCGUACUGCCCAUGUCCAUAUAAUUGGUGGUCUGGUCAAGAAGAAAUAUAUUGAGUGUUUAUUACUGCG
This is a messenger RNA of Dicrocoelium dendriticum, 1950 nucleotides long. The record is from the annotation of a GenBank genome assembly. NCBI's taxonomy places the organism in Eukaryota, Metazoa, Platyhelminthes, Trematoda, Plagiorchiida, Dicrocoeliidae.